GUAUAUAAACUUAGCUGCACGAGUGGAUUCAUCGGCAAAACAAAUAUUCCUGCUGAACGAGACACUCGUGGUCGCAGCAAUGGUUUUGUCCCUGCCGCUCUGGCUCAACGUGCUUUUGAGCCUUUCAGCCGUUUUUCUGGGUCUGCUCUACUACUACCUAACCUACAACUUCGAUUAUUGGAAGAAAAAGGGCGUCAAACAUGAGAAAGGUUGGCCACUGUUCGGCUCGGUCUUUACGGCCAUGACCCUGAGGGAGCACAGGGUCCACUGCCUCGAUAAAAUCUACAAAAAAUACAGCGGUGAGAGUUUCGUCGGCUAUUACCAGGGAAGAGACCCGGCUCUUCUCGUCUUAGAUCCUGAGCUGAUCAAGAGAAUUCUUGUCAAAGACUUUAGUUAUUUUACCAGCCAUGGCGUCAAGUUUCAUGAGCAAAGAAACCCCAUGUUGGCGAAGAGUUUGUUCGGUUUGGACGGACAGCGAUGGCGAGACAUGAGGAGCAAAAUGGCGCCGACCUUCACCACGGGCAAAAUUAAAAUCAUGGUGCCACACAUGGCCGAGGCGGGCCGAAAUUGGCUUCAGUUUUUGUCUAAAAACGUCUCCGAUGAAGCGGUCGAUCUGAAGGAGCUUGCGGUGACCUACACAGCCGACGCAAUCGGAAGCUGCGUCUUCGGCGUGAAUUACAAUGCGUUCGAAAAUCCGAACAAUACGUUCAUGAAAAUGGGCAGAAGAUUAGUUAGCUACGACUUUAAGAGAGGAUUUAAGGCGUUUUGCGUGUUCCUUUUCCCAGAGCUCGCGAAAUUUUUCGAUUUGGAGUUUUUUGAAAAGAGCACGGUUGAGUUCUUCUGCAACCUACUUACGGAAAUGAUGGAUAGCAGGAAGAAAACGGGACAGACGCGCAAAGAUUUUCUGCAGUUGAUGAUUGAACUGAAGGAAAAAGGUUCCGUGGCUUCAGACAACGCAGAAGAAGAAAAAGAGAGCAAAGAACUCGGUGGAUUAGAAGAUUCCCAGCUUUCAUCGGGCAAAUUCGAAUUUUCUGACGAGGAUCUAUUCGCCCAGGCGUUUGGUUUCUUCAUUGCUGGAUUUGAAAAUUCGUCGACGCAGAUUUCUCUUGCAUGCUUAGAGCUGGCUGUCGAGAGCACAUUGCAGCAAAGAGCACACGCCGAAAUCGAUCAGGUUUUGAAGGAACACGACGGAAAAUUGACUGCCGAAGCGCUCAAAAAAAUGGUUUACCUCGAAAGCAUAGUCCAAGAAACGCUUCGAAAAUACCCGGCAACGGGAGGACUGAUCCGCAGCUGCACCAAAAACUACAUGAUCCCCGGCACCAACGUGCGUCUCGAAAAAGGCACAAUCGUCAUGAUUCCAUCUUACUCGCUCCAAAACGAUCCCAAGUACUUCCCUGACCCAGAAAGGUUUGACCCUGAACGCUUCUGUGACGAGGACGCUCACCACAAACUGCAGUACCUGUACACACCCUUUGGAGACGGACCGAGACACUGCAUAGGAAUGCGAUUCACUCUGCUUCUAAUCAAAACUGGCCUGGUUUCGAUUUUGAGCAAAUUUGAAAUCUUGCCAUGCAAAGAAACGGUAUAUCCGCCAACAAUCGACCCGCUUCGCAUGCCUCUGAGCGCUGUUGGUGGAGUUCGAGUGAAACUGCAAGAGCGAAUAGUUAAAAUUAUAUUUUGCCUGGUAACCGAUCAUAAAAGCGAUUCAAUUACUGAGUAUAACAAUCGAUUAUUUCUUUGCCAAGUCGAUUAUUUAUGUACAUCCCUAUAUAUACUUAGCUGCGCACGAGUGGAUUCAUUGGCAAAACAAAUAUUCCUGCUGAACGACACACUCGUGGUUGCAGCAAUGGUUUUGUCCCUGCCGCUCUGGCUCAACGUGCUUUUGAGUCUUUCAGCCGUUUUUCUGGGUCUGCUCUACUACUACCUCACCUACAACUUCGACUAUUGGAAGAAAAAGGGUGUCAAAUAUGAGAAAGGCUGGCCACUAUUCGGCUCGCUGUUUACGGCCAUGACCCUGAGGGAGCACAGGGUCCAAUGCCUCGAUAAUAUCUACAAAAAAUACAGCGGUGAGAGUUUCGUCGGCUAUUACCAGGGAAGAGACCCGGCUCUUCUCAUCUUAGAUCCUGAGCUGAUCAAGAGAAUUCUUGUCAAAGACUUUAGUUAUUUUACCAGCCAUGGGAUUGAGUUUCAUGAAAAAACCAACCCCAUGUUGGCGAAGAGUCUGUUCGCUUUGGACGGACAGCGAUGGCGAGACAUGAGGAGCAAAAUGGCGCCGACCUUCACCACGGGCAAAAUGAAAAUCAUGGUGCCACACAUGGUCGAGGUGGGCCAAAAUUGGCUUCAGUUUUUGUCUAAAAACGUCUCCGAUGAAGCGGUCGAUCUGAAGGAACUUGCAGUGACCUACACUGCCGACGCAAUCGGAAGCUGCGUCUUCGGCGUGAAUUACAAUGCGUUCGAAAAUCCGAACAAUACUUUCAUGACAAUGGGCAGAAGACUAGUUAGCUACGACUUUAAGAGAGGAAUUAAGGCGAUUUGCGUGAUCUUUUUCCCAGAGCUCGCGAAUUUUUUGGAUUUUGAAUUUUUUGAAAAGAGCAUGGUUGAUUUCUUCUGCAACCUACUUACGGAAAUGAUGGAUAGCAGGAAGAAAUCGGGACAGACGCGCAAAGAUUUUCUGCAGUUGAUGAUUGAACUGAAGGAAAAAGGUUCAGUGGCCUCAGACAACGCAGAAGAAGAAAAAGAGAGCAAAGAAUUAGGCGGAUCAUUUGAAGAUUCCCAGCUUUCAUCGGGCAAAUUCGAAUUUUCUGACGAGGAUCUAUUCGCUCAGGCGAUUGGUUUCUUCGUUGCUGGAUUUGAAAAUUCGUCGACGCAGAUUUCUCUUGCAUGCUUAGAGCUGGCUGUCGAGAGCACAUUGCAGCACCGAGCCCACGCCGAAAUCGAUCAGGUUUUGAAGGAACAUGACGGAAAAUUGACUGCCGACGCGCUCAAAAAAAUGGUUUACCUCGAAAGCAUAGUAGAAGAAACGCUUCGAAAAUAUCCGCCAACGGGAGGACUGGUCCGCAGUUGCACCAAAAACUACCUGAUCCCCGGCACCAACGUGCGCCUCGAAAAAGGCACAAUCAUCAUGAUUCCAUCUUACUCGAUCCAAAACGAUCCCAAGUACUUCCCUGACCCUGAGAGGUUUGACCCUGAACGCUUCUGUGACGAGGACGCUCACCGCAAACUGCAGUACCUGUACACUCCCUUUGGAGACGGACCGAGACAUUGCAUAGGAAUGCGAUUCACUCUGCUUCUCAUCAAAACUGGCCUGGUUUCGAUUUUGAGCAAAUUUGAAAUUUUGCCAUGCAAAGAAACGGUAUAUCCGCCAAAAAUCGACCCGGUCCGCAUGCCUCUGAGCGCUGUUGGUGGAGUUCGAGUGAAACUGCAAGAGCGAAAAGUUAAUAACUGACUCAUUGUGAGUGUGACACCGGGAAAUUGUACUAGAAAAACGAUUAAAUGGUUUGCUUGAUAUGAGGUUGCUCUUCUGUAAAAUGAAUACGAAAUGAAUUGCACAGCAUGUACUUACGGACUACCUGAGAAAAAUAUUGGACUGCGGGGUAUUUUUUUUUAAUAAAAAUAAAAUAAAAACUU
Messenger RNA from Cloeon dipterum, 3627 nucleotides. RefSeq lists its product as uncharacterized. The transcript is spliced from 16 exons. Gene Ontology annotation, molecular function: iron ion binding; oxidoreductase activity, acting on paired donors, with incorporation or reduction of molecular oxygen; heme binding. The coding region runs from base 80 to 3445 and encodes 1121 amino acids. The record is from RefSeq and is a predicted model, not a curated record. NCBI's taxonomy places the organism in Eukaryota, Metazoa, Arthropoda, Insecta, Ephemeroptera, Baetidae.